Messenger RNA from Cylicocyclus nassatus, 837 nucleotides. NCBI's taxonomy places the organism in Eukaryota, Metazoa, Nematoda, Chromadorea, Rhabditida, Strongylidae. The record is from the annotation of a GenBank genome assembly.
AUGACCAUUGAGCAGUUUCCAGUUUCAGGGCCGUGGAAUCUUGAUGAGACGGAAGUUAUUGUGCAGUCAUCAACAGAGUAUAUUGAAGCGGUCGAUAUGCGCACUUACGAUUUGCAGGGAAAUAGCGAGUGGGAAUUGAGUUCAAUAAAAGCUUUUUCUGUGCCAGCACCUGACAAUUCAGACGGAAGCGUCUACUCAUCGGUGAUCUACCUAGUCGAGUUAAAAAGAAAACCGGUCUACUACGUUCUUGUUAUUCAGGCGCCAUCAUUUAUCAUGACAACAUUGACGCUACUCGGAAUAUUCACACCAUUCAGCAACACUCCAGAGAGGCGCGAAAAAGUGACUCUUGGUCUGAAUAUGUUCGUGUCAGUCUCAAUGAUGUUGAACUUGGUUGCUAAUAUGAUGCCAAAAGCGUCGAGACUUCCUCUAUUAGGUAACUACAUCCUUGCUGAGAUUUUCGUCACUGCAGCUGCACUGCUCGUGUCCAUUGUCAUUCUCAUCACUCACCAACGCUGUCACACCAGAUGUAUUCAGCCACCAAAAUGGCUGUUGAACAUUCUCGUGUGUCCGUGUAGCAGACGAAAGAUAGAUAUAGACUGCGAACCUCCUCCUUAUUCACUUUGUAGCGAUUCACCAUCUCUUGAAAUCUUGGAGCAACCAGAAAUUGUGGACUCCUUGAAAAUGACCACGUCAGCGCUGCGCUCGACAAUCGAACGAUUAGAAAGUGAAGAUGACAUCCGCCUUACUUGGAUUCGCAUAUUUGAUCGGAUCGAUAUGUUAUGUCUAGUAGCGUUCCAAGUGUUGAACGUAGUCGCUUCAACAUUGUUCAUGCGAUGA